AUGUUGUCCGAGAACUAUUUCGCGUCCGUUUCUGGCCCGCCGAUUUCCAACAACACCGCCAUUGCCAAAGACGUUGGCAUCUACGGGCAUACCCUCCACCCGAGUCACUCGACGACCAACACGUUCAAGAAAAGCUCCGUUCCACGCCACUGCCUGGCCGUCAGUGACACGCAUGUCUUCGCCGCUCAGCAUGAAAAGUCUACAGUUCACGUCUACUCGAGGAUAAGAGGGAACCAGGAAUUGACUGUGACCUUCCAAGAGAGAAUCAAGAGUGUGGUUUUGCAGGACGACGUCCUCAUUCUAGGCACAGCUGAAGGCAGAAUAGUGCUCUGGGAGAUCUGCACCGGCCGACAAGUAUCGACUCCUGCAAGCCAUGUUCAGGCAGUGACCUGCUUGGCAUCGACGCCAUAUCAUAUCAUCACCGGCUCUGACGACUCCAAUGUACUCGUCUGGCAAAUUGCGCAACUUCUAGAGCUUGACACAACUAUUGAGCAAGAGCCUUGCCAGACCUUGUCUAACCACAGAGCCGCCAUAACAUCUCUUGUCGUGAAUCAGAGCACCAACCCAGAUACCAACAUCUGCGUCUCGGCAAGCAAAGAUAAGUCCUGCAUCAUUUGGAACUACCAGACUGGCAUAGCCCUACGGACCCUCCUGUUUCCUAGCUUUCCUCUCUGCCUCAGUCUUGAGCCAUGUGCACGUGCACUCUACAUUUCGUCUGAUGAUGGAUCCAUGUUUGCAGUUGAUUUGUUUGCGGAGAACGCAUUGCUUGGUCCCCAAUCCACGGAAGCCAGCUCGACCGUUGUUCAGAUCUCCGUGGCUGCCGGAGAGGCACCCCAGGAAGCAGGCUGCGCCUCGUGUUUAGGGCUAAGUUACGAUGGCACGAUCUUAUUGUCAGGCCAUGCUCAAGGUCAGAUUCUCCGAUGGGAUUUGGGCAACCAGACAAAGCCAACCGAGCUUGCAAACCUUAACGCCCCCGUCACGAACCUAAUCUUCAUUUCGCCGCUGUCGUCUGAUCGGCCUACCAAAUGUGCUACCAUCAUCAAGCCCUUUUUGGGCAGUCGCAGCUACAAUUUUACGACCCAGCUCGAGUCAGAUCUGGUUGAAGAAACCAGAUUUGGUAAGAUGCUCGCGUCAAACGGAUUCUCCAGUGACGCAUUGGAGCAGGCUAUCCAGGCCUUGCAAGAACCUCGUGUCGACAGCAUCGGGGAUGAUGAAUUGCGCAAAGAAAACGAGGGGCUAUGGGAUAUCAUCAACGAGCAACGGGCAUUGCAAAAGAAGACUUUGCAGCGAUACGUCGAUGUGAAGUCCGCCGACUAG
Molecule: messenger RNA, 1317 nt
Organism: Pseudomassariella vexata
Lineage: Eukaryota; Fungi; Ascomycota; Sordariomycetes; Amphisphaeriales; Pseudomassariaceae
Product: WD40-repeat-containing domain protein
Exons: 2
Coding region: 1-1317 (438 amino acids)
Biological process (GO): rRNA processing; DNA-templated DNA replication
Cellular component (GO): nuclear pre-replicative complex
Molecular function (GO): protein binding
Source: RefSeq, a predicted model, not a curated record